CACCGUUCUUCUUUCCUUUUUAUUUACAAAACACAUGUGCUUGUUUUGUAAUUCCUCAGUUGGCACAAAUUCUACUUUUUUGUGCUGAAAUCACAUCAAAAUGAGGAUAGAAACGUGUUAUUUCUGCUCCAGUAAGAUCUUCCCCGGUCACGGGAUGGUUUUUGUGAGGAAUGACUGCAAGGUAUUUCGGUUUUGCCGUUCCAAAUGCCGCCGUGCGUUCAACAAGAAAAAGAACCCGAGGAAGACCCGCUGGACCAAGGUUUACCGGAAGACUAACGGCAAGGAGCUCACGAUCGACCCGGCCUUCGAGUUCGAGAAGCGCCGCAAUGUUCCUACCAAAUACAACCGGGAACUGUGGAGCAAAACGAUCGAUGCCAUCAAAAAGAUCACCGAAAUCAAGGAACGACGGGAGCGACACUUUGUCAUGGAACGGCUGCGAAAGGCUCGGGAUCACGAAAUCCACCGGGACAUUGUGGAUGUGCAGAAGAACAUCUCCCUCAUCCGGUCACCUGCGGUCGGUCUCAAAGAGCGCCGCGCCAAGGAGGAAGCCCAACAGUCGGCCCUGCUCAUGGACGUGGAAGGCGAGGACGAGGAGGAAAUCGAGUACGUGGACGCCCGUCAGCUGGAAAAGCAGCUGGAAGAAUCGUCCGCCAUGCUAGAGGAGGAUGCCGAAAUGAUGAAGGCUUAGGUUUUCGGAUUCGCGGCUCCAUUAGGUUAUGUUUUUAAGGAUGUUCUCUAAGCUAAGUACCCCCUUUACUUCCCGUAAGUACCGAAAUUGAGAUAUAAUAUUUAACUUCUUAAACAGUUGAAAAUGAAAAGCAAAUGGUACACGA
This is a messenger RNA of Uranotaenia lowii, 833 nucleotides long. RefSeq names its product probable ribosome biogenesis protein RLP24. Lineage: Eukaryota; Metazoa; Arthropoda; Insecta; Diptera; Culicidae. The transcript has 2 exons. Gene Ontology annotation, cellular component: nucleolus. Gene Ontology annotation, biological process: ribosomal large subunit biogenesis. The coding region runs from base 101 to 688 and encodes 195 amino acids. The record is from RefSeq and is a predicted model, not a curated record.